Messenger RNA from Branchiostoma floridae (Florida lancelet), 4118 nucleotides. Its product is annotated as GATOR complex protein WDR59-like. Gene Ontology annotation, molecular function: protein binding. NCBI's taxonomy places the organism in Eukaryota, Metazoa, Chordata, Leptocardii, Amphioxiformes, Branchiostomatidae. The coding region runs from base 66 to 3083 and encodes 1005 amino acids. The record is from RefSeq and is a predicted model, not a curated record. The transcript has 28 exons.
UUUUAUAUGAAAGAAUUUGAUAAUGGAGUCUUUAUUCAACGUCGUGAAAUUGGAAGGUGAAGAAGAUGGUCACAUUUUGCGGUAGUUUUUCCAAGAUGGCUGCGAGGUGGAGCAGUGAAAAUGUUGUCGCCGAAUAUCGAGAUUUGCAGGCCACGGCGAUGGCAGUGGACUGCACAGGCUCGCAUGCCUUGUUGGCAGGACGUAAACAUUUUGCGCUGGUGAAGUUGGAUAACCAGCAGCCCGAGCUGCAGAAGAAGAGUGUUCGACAGAGUAAGUGGGAAGUCAGCGCAGUACAGUGGUGUCCGCACGCCUCCAAUGGAGACUUCUUUGUGGCAGCUUCGAACCAGACAGCAGAAGUGUACAGCUUCCAGGACAGUCAGCUGAAAACUCGCUCUGUCCUGAAGGGGCAUACCCGUGUUAUCAGUGAUGUGGACUGGUCCAUGUCAGAUGCCAACACCAUGGCAACAUGUUCUGUGGACACCUACAUCUACCUGUGGGACAUCAGAGACCCAAGGAAACCAUCCCUAGCAUACAAUGCAGUAGCUGGAGCGUCACAGGUGAAGUGGAACAAGGUGAACAGCUACCUGCUAGCCACCACUCAUGAAGGGGACAUCCGGGUCUGGGACCAGAGGAAAGGGAGCACACCUGUGCAGUACAUCGCAGCUCACCUGUCCAAGGUACAUGGUCUGGACUGGGACCCCACCAGCGAACACCUCAUGGCCUCUUCCAGCCAGGAUUGUACCGUCAAGUUCUGGGAUGUGACAAACCCCAAGAGAGCCACGUCUAUGCUGAAGUCAGGUGCUCCAGUGUGGCGGGCACGAUACACGCCAUUUGGGCAUGGCCUGAUAACAGUGAUGGUCCCACAGCUGAGGAGGGGGGAGAACAGUUUACUGCUGUGGAACACAGACAACCUGACAUCCCCCAUACACACCUUUGUGGGACAUACAGAUGUGGUGUUGGAAUUCCAGUGGAGAAAACAGAAUGAGGACAAUGCUGACUACCAGUUAGUGACGUGGUCCAAGGACCAGAGUCUGAGAAUAUGGAAAAUUGACCCUCAGUUACAGCGAUUAUGUGGCCACACAGACCUGCAGGACAGUACAGAGAUGGAGACAGACUCCAUGUCGGAGACCUCCAGCACCAGGAACAGCAUCAUCGAGCAGAUCAUGGGCGGGGUGACCAGCGACUCGCUGGACAGUCCGCAGAAGUCCAAGGACGACCUGAUGGGUCAGCCGGAGACUCUGCAGCAGGAGUUCCUCCUGGUCAACAUCCCCAUCCCGAACAUACAGAUCAGUGAUACCGACAUGAUAAAGCGUUGCUGCACGGUGUACGCGGUAUGUGGGAACCACGAGGUUAAAGUGGUGGUGACCUUCCCGCCGCAGUACCCCAACAACGCUGCGCCCAGCUUCCAGUUCAUCAGACCUACGUCCAUCACCGACGCACUGCAGACCACGCUAUUGAAGAACUUGCGUGAGACGUCCCUUCAGUACGUACGGCGGAACCAUGGGUGCCUGGAUGCCUGUAUCCGACAGAUGGUCAACACACUGGACAACAUCCCGCUGACGGAGGACUCCUCUCCGGUACGACAGACACCCUUCCCCCUGCAGAGCAUGGAGUCGUUAGUGAACCCUCCCCUCAUGUCCAUCCCCACCUACGGCACCUACCAGGACCUGAACGUUCCCUUUCCCAGGACCAGUGGGGCCCGCUUCUGUGGUGUUGACAAGUUGGUUUACUUCACUCGUCCCAUCGCCCUCAGACAGUCCACAUGCACUGCUGAGCCAUACAAGCUGGUGUACUUCACACGCCCGAGCACCAUCCGACAGUCGUCAAUCACCACCGAACAGACUCCAAGGUCCCUCUCCGCCCUGUCAGCCUACAUGGGUCUCCACCCCAUGAACAUGAUGAAGUCCAGCUCCCAGUCAUCCAUCUCACGGAUCUACGCCGGGGAGAGUGUGCCGGUCGCUCCACUCUCCAACUUCUACUUCAAGGAAAAGAAGUCGCGACGUAGCGGGAAGAACCGCGAGAGAGACCUGAACGUCAGCAGCAAGGUUCCGCACGCCGGGCCGGUCCUGAUACAGGACGUCAGCUGUCUGCUGCCUGUACACCAGAAACUGGCCGAGACAUACAUACUGGACCCUAACAACAUCCCAAGCAUGUGCACUAGGAACGCAGCAGCAGCCAAUCAGGUGGGCAGGAAGGACCUUGUGCAGGUGUGGUCGCUGGCAGUUCUAGCGCUGAGUGCAGACCUGGCCCCCAGCUCCAGCCCUGACCUGGAGUGCCCCUGGGCACAGCACCCCUUUGGGAGGAGGUUACUACAGACACUGCUGGAACACUACAGUAAGUUGUGUGAUGUCCAAACCCUGGCCAUGCUGUGCUGUGCGUACGGAGCUCCCACGGUGCACCCUGAGGGUCGGGGCCUCCUCAAGUCCAGCUCUAACUCCAGUUUCCAGUCCAACUCUUUGCGAUCCGGGUCCUCAAUGACUAGCAGAAAGUCUUCAGGAAAUAUGUACGGCUCCCCAGGGACUUACGACACAGACACUUUCGUGACAAGUGGUUGGACUAUAGGAACCCGCGAGUCGGGGGGCAUGCGGCGGAGCGUCAGCUGGACAGAAACAUCCUCGCCUGAUGACUACCAGUACCGAGAGUACGUGGACCCGCGGGAGAGGGAGAGGGAACUGCACGACAGCGAAAAACAGUUACUAGACCCCGGCUGUACCCUGCUGUAUGAUGAGUUUAAGAAAGCGUACGGAGAGAUCCUGUAUCGUUGGGGUCUGAAGGACAAGAGAGCCGAUGUGCUGAAGUAUAUGUCCGUACCACCUGAAGCUCACAAAGGGAUUGAGUUUGGAACCAAGUGUGUUCACUGCCACAAGGAUGUGCGAGGUCCUCAGUGUGCCUCCUGCCGUGGCUAUGGCUUCCAAUGUGCAAUAUGUCACAUCGCUGUCAAAGGGUCAUCGAACUUCUGCCUGGCGUGCGGACAUGGCGGACACUCACGCCACAUGCAGGAGUGGUUCCAGAACUACGACAUCUGUCCCACGGGAUGCGGCUGCAACUGUCCCGAGGAGAACCAGGUGUUGGAGAGCUUGUGAUGUCGUACUGAGCCAUGGUCUUGCAUAGGAUAACCUGAGUACUGUACCAAGGCUUCUGUAUGGGAUAUCCUCAGAACACAGGCCACAGAACAUGUGCUUAGAAGAACCAGACAUGUAACUGGGGUAUCUGCAAUAUCAAGGCCAGCAUAUUAGAUUUCCCCAGGAACCAUGCUUGUACAUGCGAUACUCACAAAACCUUGGCCUGUGCAUGGGAUGCUCACAGAGCUCAGAUGUAAAUGUGGGUUAUUCCAGAACCCAGGCAUGUAUGUGGGAUAUUCCCAGAACCCAGGCUUGAACAUGGGAUAUUCCUAGAACCCAGGCUUGAACAUGGGAUAUUCCCAGAACCCAGGCUUGAACAUGGGAUAUUCCCACAUCCCAGGCUUGAACAUGGGAUAUUCCCAGAACCCAGGCUUGAACAUGAGAUAUUCCCAGAACCCAGGUUUCAACAUGGGAUAUUCCCAGAACCCAGGCUUGUGCAUGGGAUAUUCCCACAACCCAGGCUUGUCAGCACCCAUGUGUGUACAAGUGCAAUCCAUAGAUCCAAGCCUCUACAAGGAACGUUGCCAAAACCCAGGCUGUACAUGGGAUGUUCCCAGACCCCAGCCUUAGGAUAAAGCAGGAUUGAACAAGGGGUACCACCAGAACCCAGUCUCCAAAGCCAUACAAUAGCACAUGUAAGAUAGGAAGAACUUACAUGUAUAUAUAACUUAUCAAGUUAAUUAAGAUUAAUUGUCAAUAUAUGUCAAUGAUAAUAGAAAAUGGGUCAAUGAUUAAGAGCAUCACAAUGGUCUUGGAUAUAUUUUGUAUGCAUAUCUAUUUGUUGCUGCAUAGAAUAGAAUCACACUUGCUGCUGAAGAUACUACUGACUGUUACACAUAAGAAUAAAGCAAAACAAAAAUAUCUCUUGCUGUCAGUAUUAUAUCAUUUCUGACAUUCUUUGAGUCAAAGAAAGUAAAAUUUAUUAUUGUCAUUAAUUAUUACUGUAUUUGAUGCAAUGUGUAUUUUAAUUCAGUUGACUGCACCUAAUAUCCCAAC